Molecule: messenger RNA, 3092 nt
Organism: Lecanosticta acicola
Lineage: Eukaryota; Fungi; Ascomycota; Dothideomycetes; Mycosphaerellales; Mycosphaerellaceae
Source: the annotation of a GenBank genome assembly
AUGGGCAGUUCAUCAUCCUCUCUCGGCAACACGACGCCUUUGGCCACCACGACGUUUCUGGCCACAACCACAACGUCUCUGGCAACCUCGACACCUCUGGUCACAGUCGCAACGCCUCUAAGCAAAGGCGCCGUGACUGACUUGGGGUCCUUGUCGCUGCAGUCUAUGGCAGAUGAGGAGCUGAUCACCUGCCAUACAUACACGUACUACAUGCCGACGACAGACGAAUCGUCUCAGACCGGAUGGAUGACGACGUGGGGUUGCUGGCUCACGAUCAGUACACCACCGUGUGUUUAUUGGAGGACCUACGGAACGUCGUCGAGCUGCGUUCCUCUCGAACAGGCUACGCAGACUCCGGGCUUUGGACUACCUGCGACAACUCCUGCCACUAUAACGGUCAGCGGUCCGGCGCCCAUCAUCACUCCCACGAGGACUAAUCCGCCGUCUGGUACGGGACCGAGCGGCUGUACCUGGACAUCCAGAUCUCAGCCACGUGAAUGCUGGAGCGAUACCAUCGAAAUCACCGACUGGGCGCCAUCCACGAUUGCCACGUGCACAAAGUGGUACACCUUCUUCCAGACGCCGUUCCGAGGCGAAGACGGAAAAAGUUCCUAUCCUAUCUCGUCAACAUGCGACAGCCGAACGGAGGAAGCUGUUUCGACCUCAACAUACACUCUGAUCACGGAGACGUGGGUGUCGUGGGCAUCUGGAGCUACAACGAUACUGACUUCGCCAACGAUCACCGCGACUAGUUUGGUCAGAAGCGGAAGGCCGAGUGCAACCGCCAGGUAAGUCGCUUCUCGAACUCUCCAAAUAUCGUUGCAUACUGACCGAUUACAGUGCCAGUCCAGGAUCGAACGACGUAUGGAUCAAGCUCAACUCGGACCUUCGAAAGGAGACCAUGUGGGAAAUAUCGAAGAAACUCUGCGUAGAAGUCGACUCCAACUAUCCCUCCUGCGCUCCCGACACCCUGAUGCCUUGGGGAGUUGACCAAAUCAUAGAAGGACUUGACUACAAAAUGAAUGGUAUCGAUGUCUCGCAAGUCGAUCCUAGGGUCUUGGCAAUCGACCCUCGGAUUCGACAAAAUCCAGCCCUCCUGGACUAUACUCUCACCAAUGCGAUGGGGCAGAGCUUUGCGUACAAUAUAUCGCAUGGACUCAAGAUAGACGAUCUGGUCAAGCUUGAUCUGGGGCAGCUGGCGGAAGUUCAGAAAAAUCUUUUGGAGGAUAUGGACAAUCCACAGUAAGUUCAUUAUUGACGCAACUCCCAUGUGCUUGCAUGCAAAACACAGCACACAAGCUGACGAACAUCAGACAGGAACCGCUCUACUACCGGCUCAUCUGCAAUCUUGAAAAGCGUGGCACAACCAUGGACACGCAAGAGGUCGCCGCAAUGACCAGCUGGCUCCAGUACUACUUCUCGGCUUCUUUCCCAUCGCCCACCUCGGCGACGACCACGAUGUCGCUCGAUUGGUUUCCGGACUAUUGUACUUACGUCCCUUCGACCACUCUCAGCGUUACCGGAUACUGCAAUUGCCCUGGUGAUAUGCCGUACAUUACCAGCCCGAUUGUCACAAGCCAGAGUACCAAGGGCCGUGAAUACACCACCACUAAGCCUUGCGGGUAUACUUCUCUGCCUCCCCUGUCCGCCCUGAUAACGACGUGGACUACCAAUUCCAAUGUCCGGUACCCUCACGCGACCUACAUUGCUGGAGCCGAGCCAACGGCAGUGACGGUGAGCUCCGCCUACUGUGAGCCGACAUUGAUGCCAGCGGGCCCCGAUCGCAAGGAGCUGCAAUCCGGGUUUCAAGGUGCAUACCUCGAGAAUGCCAUAAGAAAGACGUGCAAAGACUGGGCGGACAAAAAGGUUGCCUUUUACCCUGGAGUGAAGAUCGAUCUCGUUGGUAAGUGUGCUUUUUCCCCUCUUGGUUCCGCGGUUGCUUUCAAUUUGCUGACCUCUCUUCUCUUCCACAGGUCGCUUUUGGUGGGCCGACGGUCGCGACAGGGAGAACGGCAAGUAUGUGUCUUUUCCCUUCAAGGGACACAACCUGGCUAUGGUGGCCGAAUACGACGAACGGGCCUGCGAAGACCAGACGAACCACAACGUCACCAUCGGAACGGACAUCAGUGAGCUAGACUGCAUCGACCUCUUCUACAACCGGACCAUGUUGGAAUGUGAGUCCUCAUCCAUCUCAUCGUUCAUCUAUUUUUUGAAUGAAUCGAAAAUACUGAUUUGCCUUCCCGCUGCUGUAGGUGGAAAUUUCGUCCCGUCGCAGCCGGGUCAGAGCCCCGGGUACUACCCCGACUACGAUAUGGCCUACUACAGGACGGGCGGAUACCUGGCCCAAUGUAUCUAUUGGCAGAUGGGUGCGGCGGAGAGCUUUGAAAUCCACGCGGAUGGUUGGGAGCUGCCGGAGGAGUGCGAGUAUGUUUUGGGUUUCAAGGUGGAAUGUCACGAGCCUUGAGGGGGCAAGACGUGUGCGUGUGCGUGCAUACCGUGUGGUGAUGAAGCGGACGAAGGAGAGUAGGUUUUUGUUUUCUUUUCUUUUAGUAUGGAUAUUAUACGAUAUUAAAGCACACUACUGUUUUGGUGUAAUUUGGAUGUCUGAUUAAGCUCAAGCAGAAGCGGUUAGGGACGAUGGUGAAGACACCUUGAUUGGGCGAUGCAAUUGUUAAGAAGGGGUAUUUCUGUAUCGCCGUCCCCCUGAGCCAUACAUCGUUUUGACAAGAUGCCUGAGGCAGAAUCUCAUCUGGAUUCCCGAGAUUCCCGACGCAGACCUCACCUCUCCGCGGCUCUCUUCCCCCCUCUACACAUUGCCCUGUCCCUGUUCACCGGCAAAACGAGCACUUCCAACACUUCCGCGGACAUGGACCGGCUCAGAUCGAUACAGGAACGACGACGUCGCCUACGGAAACCCGCCGGAUGCAUGGCCGUACAGCUUGUCGUUGCACAAAGCCACCCGCUCCACGUACGAGACCGACGAGACGAGAUGUCAACAGCAGAGACGUCCAGACGCCAUGCAAGGCACACGCACGAUCAAGGAAUAUGUCGAGAUGCAGCAUCGGGCGGCAUCACGAGGAAAAGGAGCGUAG